AUGACUUCCCGCCAACCCCCCAGCGUGCCGGACGCCCCCCUCUUUGACAUGUGGCGCGACUACAUGGACCUGGCCGGUCUGCUGCUGCGCAUGCGCAGCGGCCGCCAGACGGAUGCGGAGGAUCAAAAGAAGCCGCCACCUGCCGCGGCGCCAACUCGCCGCUCGACCUGCAGCCUCACCGGGGGGCGCACGGGGGGGCCACCGGACUUGUGCCACUUCUGCAAGCAAAACGGAGAGGCGGCCGACGUCUACCGAUCCCACAAACUGAAGGCGGACGACGGCAAGGUGUUGUGUCCUGUCCUGCGGAGGUACACCUGUCCCAUGUGUGACGCAACAGGAGACCACGCCCACACGCGCCGCUACUGCCCGCUAGUCGCGCGUCAGCGGUUGAACAUCCCGCCAGCUGCCAAGUUCUGGUAGACGUCAUGAUUUAUUUUCUGCAUAUUUCAUCAUAUUUCAUCGUGUUUCAACGUAUUUCAUCAUAUUUCAUCAUAUUUCAUCGUAUUUCAACGUAUUUCAGGACAUGUCAGGAUAUUUUUCAUGAAGUUCACAUGACGUUUUGCUUUUUACCACGAUGUUUUUUAGCAAGUUUGUCAUGUUUCAUUGAAGUUUGUAGAAAGUUUGUCAAGUUUCACAAAGUUGUUCAUGAUGUUUCAAGAUGUUUUCAUCAAGUGUUUAGUUGUUCAUGUUACAUGAAGUUUUUCAUGAUAUUUUAUGAGGUCUUAGUAAAGUUUGUCAUGAAGUUGUUCAUGGUGUACUCCAUGUUUCAUG
This is a messenger RNA of Entelurus aequoreus (snake pipefish), 771 nucleotides long. It is a transcript of the gene nanos2, whose product is annotated as nanos homolog 2. Gene Ontology annotation, cellular component: perinuclear region of cytoplasm. Bases 1 to 420 code for a protein of 139 amino acids. NCBI's taxonomy places the organism in Eukaryota, Metazoa, Chordata, Actinopteri, Syngnathiformes, Syngnathidae. The record is from RefSeq and is a predicted model, not a curated record. Gene Ontology annotation, biological process: oogenesis; negative regulation of translation. The transcript has a single exon. Gene Ontology annotation, molecular function: zinc ion binding; mRNA binding.